Messenger RNA from Zymoseptoria tritici IPO323, 903 nucleotides. RefSeq lists its product as uncharacterized. The record is from RefSeq and is a predicted model, not a curated record. The coding region runs from base 1 to 903 and encodes 300 amino acids. The transcript has 6 exons. NCBI's taxonomy places the organism in Eukaryota, Fungi, Ascomycota, Dothideomycetes, Mycosphaerellales, Mycosphaerellaceae.
AUGCUGCGAAUGAAUGCGGUCGGACCGGAAAGUGAGCGCGCGUUGGAUCGCAAUGUUCGAGUGGGAAAGAUGAUGGCGAGAAGAGAGCUCUACAAGCAGAGAGUGUGUGUGCGAUUCAACGCGAUUCGACGGCGAGCGAGCGAGCAGUGGAAAGGUGGGAGGAUGCAGACCAGAUGCGACAUGCGCUGGCAUUCAAGAGAGGUGUCGGAUUGGACGCGGGCGCGGCUGACGUCGGAGCGGGCGCCGAAUGGAGAUGCGCACGAGAGGGUGGUGCAAGCAGGGCGGCGGAGCGGAGAGGUGAGAGAUGCAGGCAGUCUGCAGUCUGCAGUGCGACGGUCGCGCAGGAGGGAGUGGGAGGGUACCUUGGGUUGGUGGUGUGAGAAGGAGGAAAGAUGGCCGAGAGCUGAUCGCGACAGACGGAGAGAGUUCACCUACUCCCUCCCACUUCCGCGACCUGCAGCACGGAGCGUGGAAUCUCUGAACCUUGGGAACGGCAAGCGACCGGUGGUGUCGUUAGUCUCCCUGCCGGCGGGAUGGACGGGAAAGGCGAGGGGGACGCCUUGCACAAAUCAGAUCCUCGGGGCCGGCCUGGUUGGCUGUGGGCCUGGCUGUCGUCGCAGCGUGACCAGGCAUCAUGUCUACCAUGUACCUUCAAUGCUGUACUCUUACAUGCGUCGAAGCCAGGGCAGAGCAGCAUCUCAACCCCUCCGCUUCAUGGGCCCGGCACACGUUGUACCGCUGCCUCCCUCCCGAGUCCCGACUCCCGAGCGAACCACAGCCGAUCUUUCCAAUGCCAUCCCGCGUGACUGCGCAGAGCCUUUCUCUGUCGCUCGUGAAGAGCCACCUCCAGCUCUCGCGGUGGCUUCAGGAACCUCGAAUCUCAGCCGUCCGCUAAUGCAGUGA